Molecule: messenger RNA, 963 nt
Organism: Gongylonema pulchrum
Lineage: Eukaryota; Metazoa; Nematoda; Chromadorea; Rhabditida; Gongylonematidae
Source: the annotation of a GenBank genome assembly
AUGGGGCUCAACGUGGUGCCAGUCCGAAGCGAGAUACGAUGGGGUCGUUGGGUGAUCGUGGGUGGCGCAUGCCUGGCCAGUGGGGCUGCGCUCUGCUGGUAUCUUCGACGCAAAGCCAAAAAUGCGCAUGGAGAAAGCGGCGACCAGUCGGAUAACAGCAGCCCGGUGCCGAUGCCUGGCUUGCGCGGAUCUGUGGAGAUGAAGGUCCGAGGCAACCAGCUGUUCAAGGACGGCUCCUUCGUGGACGCUAUCGAAGCAUUCACUGUGGCCAUCUCGCUUUGUCCUCCGGAAUGCCGAAAACAUCUGGCCGUUUGCUACCAGAAUCGCGCUGCUGCCUACGAUAGAAUUAACGAUGCGGAUCGAUCAGUCUUGGACUGCACCACUGCACUGCAGUUGGAUCCGAGUUAUUUUAAGGCUUCAAUGCGUCGAGCGAAAGCUUAUUUGAGCCUCGGCAAAGCGGAUGAAGCGCUUGAUGAUUUCACAUACGCUUCACUUCUGGGUUCUGAUGGAUCGGAUUUUUUUCAAGAGGACCAAAACAGAGCAGUUCAACUUGCCACCGACAACCUGAUCGACAAUUUGAAAAAAACGCGAGAAUCUAUCCCAGUAAGAGACGAAUUGAUAGUACUAUGGCGUAACGCCUAUGUCAACGACCCGAUUCUAAUUGAUCUGAAUAAAGAAUUCGGCUGUGAAAGCCCCUAUCAUGAAGCAUUGGAAGCAAUACGGGAUCGACGUUAUGAGGAUGUUAUUCCUCUUGUUGAACAAGAUUUGGCCGAGCAUGCUGCACGUGGUAAAUCCGAACUUACUGCCGUGCUUCGCGACUGCAUCCUGAUGGCUCGUUUUGAACUGAUGAAAGAAAACGUUGAGGUCACUACUUUUCAUUUCAAACAACUGUUCCAGUACUUCGUUUGUUUGCAUCCCCUUAGUCGUAGCACGCAUUCGCGCUGUCUGCAAAGCUGGAAGUAA